UUUAAAUAUCACAUGUGCUUGAACUAGACUCUUGAUUAUUUUCCUUCACUUCCAUCUCUUCAAUCUUCAUUCUCUCAUAUUACUUGGAAAUUUAAGAUAAGCUCUACUAGUUAGAUAUGGCUACAGAAAUCUCAAGUUAUGACAGGAAAAACUACAAUAAUUCUAAUGUUGACGAGCGGUCAGCAGAGGAGAGAGCCAUAGAUGAUUGGCUUCCCAUCACUGCUUCAAGAAAAGCAAGAUGGUGGUUCUCAACUCUUCACAAUAUCACUGCUAUUGUCGGAGCCGGAGUCCUCAGCCUCCCUUAUGCCAUGUCCGAACUCGGAUGGGGAGCUGGAGUGGCAGCUUUGGUGAUAUCUUGGAUGAUCACUCUCUACACCUUGUUGCAAAUGGCACACAUGCAUGAGAUGGUCCCGGGGAGGCGCUUCGACAGGUACCACGAGCUAGGCCAGCACGCCUUUGGCGACAGGCUUGGGCUGUGGAUCGUCUUGCCUCAGCAGCUCGCGUGCCUGGUUGCUGUCGACAUAGUUUACAUGAUCACGGGAGGCCAUUCCCUCAAGAAAUUCCACGACUUGGUCUGCAGAGACUGCAGAAACAUCAAACUCACUUACUUCAUCAUGAUCAUCUCGUCUGCCCACUUCGUCCUGUCCCAGCUCCCGAGCUUCAACUCCAUCUCGGGCGUGUCUCUGGCCGCAGCCGUUAUGUCUAUAAGUUACUCCACAAUCGCGUGGGGUGCUUCUGUAGGAAAAGGCGUGCAGCCUAACGCGCACUAUGGGCGUAGAUCAAAGACAACGGCUGGUGGUGUGUUCGACUUCUUCAGUGCGUUGGGGACUGUGGCUUUCGCGUACAGCGGCCACAACUUCGUGAUGGAGAUCCAAGCGUCUCUCCCUUCAACACCACAGAGGCCGUCUAAGAAAGCUAUGUGGAAGGGAGCCAUUGUUGCUUAUGUAAUCGUGGCCUUGUGCUACUUCCCCGUUGCCCUCGUCGGGUACUGGACUUUCGGGACUACAGUAGAGGACAACGUCUUGAUCACCCUGCAGAGACCCGAGUGGCUAGUUGCAACGGCUAACAUGUUUGUCGCGGUUCACCUCAUUGGAGGCUAUCAGUUAUAUGCCAUACCAGUUUAUGACAUGACUGAGACUGUGCUUGUGAAGAAGCUCAAGUUCAAGCCAACUUGGUAUCUGAGGUUUAUUACUAGGAAUACUUAUGUUGCUCUUACGAUGUUUAUUGCCAUCACGUUCCCGUUCUUUGGCGCGCUUGUCGGGUUCUUUGGAGGCUUUACGUUCGCGCCAAACACGUACUUUCUUCCCUGCAUCAUUUGGCUUGCCAUCUACAAACCAAAGAGGUUCAGCUUAUCUUGGUUGGUGAAUUGGGUGUGCAUAUUAUUGGGGGUUCUUUUGAUGGCUGUGGCACCCAUUGGAGGGCUAAGACAGAUCAUUCUCCAAGCCAAAACAUACGAAUUCUAUAAUUAGAACAUUUGUUUAUUUACUAUAGUUGUAAUAAAGCAAGUUGAGAUUCAA
This is a messenger RNA of Salvia hispanica, 1517 nucleotides long. RefSeq names its product lysine histidine transporter 1-like. Lineage: Eukaryota; Viridiplantae; Streptophyta; Magnoliopsida; Lamiales; Lamiaceae. The record is from RefSeq and is a predicted model, not a curated record.